Magnolia sinica is the source of this 2322-nucleotide messenger RNA. RefSeq names its product phosphoenolpyruvate carboxykinase (ATP) 1-like. Gene Ontology annotation, biological process: gluconeogenesis. NCBI's taxonomy places the organism in Eukaryota, Viridiplantae, Streptophyta, Magnoliopsida, Magnoliales, Magnoliaceae. The transcript is spliced from 14 exons. Gene Ontology annotation, molecular function: ATP binding; phosphoenolpyruvate carboxykinase (ATP) activity. The record is from RefSeq and is a predicted model, not a curated record. Bases 164 to 2143 code for a protein of 659 amino acids. Gene Ontology annotation, cellular component: cytosol.
GUCGGGGGCUCCGUUUCUCGCAUCUUUCUUUUACAAGCUUUCAUUGAAAAAAAAAAAAAAAAAGGGAAAAAAAUCGUAUUGUAGAGUCUUCUGAUUUUUCAAUCCUCUUUAUUUCUUGAUCAUUUCGAGAUUUCGAUAUCUGGAAAGAGAUAGAGAGAGGAAAAUGGCGGGAAACGGGAACGGAUUCAGUUUCUCGAAUGGGAGCGUUGGAAGCAACGGUCUGGCGAAGAUCCAGACGCAUAAGAAACAGAACGGGAUUUGUCACGACGACAGCGCUCCGCCCGUGAAGGCCCAGACAAUCGACGAGCUGCAUUCGCUGCAGAAGAAGAAAUCGGCACCGACUACGCCAAUUAACGGAGCGCAAGGGGCUUUCGCUUCCAUUUCUGAAGAGGAUCGCCAAAAGCAGCAGCUGCAGUCCAUCAGUGCGUCUUUGGCAUCGCUAACGAGGGAGACGGGCCCAAAGGUAGUGAAGGGGGACCCAGCAAAGAAAUCCGAACCGUCCAAGGUCGCGCACGUUAGCCAUCAUCACUUCACUCCGACUCUCAACAUAAGCGACAGCGCCUUAAAGUUCACCCACAUCCUCUACAACCUCUCUCCUGCUGAGCUGUAUGAGCAAGCUAUAAAAUACGAGCACGGCUCAUUUAUAACAUCGAGUGGUGCAUUAGCCACGCUAUCGGGAGCUAAGACAGGCCGUUCUCCUAGGGAUAAACGUGUUGUUAGAGAUGAGACCACGGAAGACGAUCUUUGGUGGGGAAAGGGCUCACCCAACAUUGAAAUGGAUGAGCACACUUUUUUGGUGAAUAGAGAAAGGGCAGUCGAUUAUUUGAAUUCAUUGGACAAGGUCUUCGUGAACGAUCAGUUCUUGAACUGGGAUCCACAACAUCGGAUCAAAGUCCGAAUCGUAUCCGCCAGAGCUUACCAUUCCUUGUUCAUGCACAACAUGUGCAUCCGUCCUACACCUGAAGAGCUGGAGGAUUUUGGUACGCCAGAUUUCACCAUAUACAAUGCCGGGCGGUUCCCAUGCAACCGUUACACACAUUACAUGACGUCGUCGACAAGCAUAGAUCUUAACCUUGCUAGAAGGGAAAUGGUCAUUCUCGGCACGCAGUAUGCUGGGGAGAUGAAGAAGGGCCUUUUCAGUGUAAUGCACUACCUCAUGCCGAAGCGACAAAUCCUAUCCUUACAUUCAGGCUGCAACAUGGGGAAAGAUGGUGACGUCGCACUAUUUUUUGGAUUAUCAGGCACGGGGAAGACGACUCUGUCCACUGAUCACAACCGGCUUCUGAUCGGUGACGAUGAGCACUGCUGGAGUGAGAAUGGCGUGUCGAACAUUGAAGGGGGUUGCUAUGCAAAGUGCAUCGAUCUAUCGAGGGAGAAAGAGCCUGAUAUUUGGAAUGCCAUCAAAUUCGGCACAGUGCUUGAAAAUGUGGUGUUUGAUGAGCACACUCGAGAGGUGGAUUAUUCAGACAAGUCUGUAACAGAAAACACACGGGCUUCUUACCCAAUCGAGUACAUCCCAAAUGCGAAGAUGCCAUGCGUUGGACCACACCCGAAGAAUGUCAUCCUUCUAGCUUGUGAUGCGUUCGGCGUCCUUCCGCCUGUGAGCAAGCUGAGCCUGGCACAGACCAUGUACCACUUCAUUAGUGGCUACACUGCUCUGGUUGCUGGAACGGAAGAAGGCAUUAAGGAGCCACAGGCGACGUUCUCGGCCUGCUUUGGGGCUGCCUUUAUAAUGCUUCACCCCACCAAGUACGCAGCAAUGCUGGCUGAGAAGAUGCAGAAGCACGGGGCCACCGGGUGGCUAGUCAACACUGGAUGGUCUGGCGGAAGGUAUGGUUCAGGCAAACGAAUUAAGUUGCCAUUCACGCGGCGAAUCAUCGAUGCCAUACACUCUGGUAGUCUUUUGAAUGCAAAUUACACCAAGACAGAAGUGUUCGGCCUGGAUAUCCCAAGGGAAGUCGAGGGCGUGCCUUCGGAGAUCUUAGAUCCAAUGAACACUUGGGCAGACAAGAAGGCUUACAAGGACACUCUGUUGAAGUUGGGUGGACUGUUCAAGAAGAAUUUCGAAGGCUUUGUGAAUUACAAGAUUGGCAAGGACAACAAGCUCACUGAGGAAAUUCUUGCAGCUGGUCCUGUCUUCUGAGAGAGAGAGAGAGAGAGAGAGAGAGAGAGAGAUUUAACUGGUUCUCAAUCAUUUUAUAACAUCUGUUUGUGCAAGUUAAUUUACCAAUUUUACAUGAAGAAUGAUCUUUUGGGCAUGUUUGGGUGCCACUUAAAAAUGCAUUGAACUCAUUUUUCUAGUCCACAAGGUGACUAUUGCAA